Molecule: messenger RNA, 1114 nt
Organism: Temnothorax curvispinosus
Lineage: Eukaryota; Metazoa; Arthropoda; Insecta; Hymenoptera; Formicidae
Exons: 3
Coding region: 109-354 (81 amino acids)
Source: RefSeq, a predicted model, not a curated record
UAUAGUUACACUAACAUAGAGUCGGUACUUCUAUGUAUAAUCUGAACGUAAUUACAAAUAGCUGCUUAAUUCAAUGCAUUGGUAAUCUAAUAUUCUCCUGUAAAUAACAUGGAAUCAGGAUAUAUAAUAAGGGGUAAUGAAAGGAUUACCGCGAAAGAGAUACCAAAUUCGGAUGCAGCCUCAGAAUGCAUCUGUUACAGACCGCAUUCUAACAUCAUAUGCAACGGUUGUGGAUUUUGGACCAAAGGAAGAGUAAGAUACUGCUGUCCUCAACAUCCUAAGAUUGUUUUUCUACACGAUCAUGCUCAAUGUCCACGCUGCAGGAGCUACGACUUCAUGCUUACAGAGAUCUAAAGCAAACGUGUUUGUUUUUGUCAGAUUAGAGUUAAAGUUACAGAGACAUAUAAGAUUAAAUAUAAGUGAGAUAGAUAAAGAUUUAGUUAGACGGUGCCAAAUGAUUAAAUUAAAUAAAGCUUAUUACUGUUUUAUUAUAAUUAUACUGAAUAAGUGAGCUAGUGAAUAUGAAUAAUAUAACUGCCACAGACUUGUUUGGCAAGAAGACUGAGGUAUUUUCAUAUCUAUAACGAAUGAAAGGACACCUAUGGAUCUGUUUAGAGUCAGAACUGACAAAAUGUUUAAUAUUUGUUUUUUAUUUUUAUGUUUAUUUUUUUCAUAACACAGUAUUAGAAGUACUAGUAUAUUGUUACAACAUUAAUAAUAAAAGAUUUUGACGGUAACAUUAGAUGAGAACAAAUGAUAGAUUAUCGAAAUCAAUACUGUGUUUUUAAUGCUUUGUGUUCUGUUCUGAAAAAGUUGUCUUUUUUUAAUACUUUCGAAUAAAGUGCCUAUAUAUCAAAGAUCACACUUGUAAGAUUAACAGACAUAAAACAGCAUAAUCCUUACGCAUAUCCUAAGCAUAAUCCUUAAAUAUAAUGUCAAAACUGGUCAAAACAUCUAAUUUUUUUUUUACUGAAACUAUAGAGAUGUCACUUGAUAUGUAAUGUAUGUUAUUAGGACAACCAGCAAUGUUAAUUCACUUAUUUACUGUACCAUGAUACUGUACGUACCUAUAUAUCUUCAAGAGCUUUCAUAUAAACAAAAUCAUGUUUGAGGA